AUGUCAGCCGAACCAAACACUCGUUUGUUUCUCAAACACUUGAAUUUUGACACUACUAGAGAAGAUCUCGAACAGACCUUUGGUCCAAUUGGUCCUUUGGCCGAUGUGAGAGUAAUGGGUGGCGUUGGCUUUGUCGAAUAUCAAAGUGUUGAUGAUGCCACUAAGGCUCUUGAACAGUUGAAUGGUGUUACCAUCAAGGACUUUGAAGUUUUCGUCGAAUACCACAACCCUGCUGAUGGGCGUCUUCCAAGAGGUACUUACAGAUUCAAGAUUAAGAACAUGCCAGAAGGUAGUCAAUGGCAAGAAUUGAAGGAUUUGGCCAGAGAAAAUGAGAUCAACGCCAUGUAUACUAAUGUCGAACCGGAGAUUGGUGGUAUUGUCGAAGUUGGUUCUAAAGCCGAAUUAGAAGAAGCCAUCCAAAAGCUUAACGGCCAUGACUACAAUGGAACCGCUCUUGAAGUUGAAGAAGAGACUGCUCCAUUUGUUCCAAGAAGAGGCGGUUUCAGAGGUGGCUUCAGAGGUGGUAGAGGUGAUUUCGGUGGCAGAGGUGGUUACGGUGGUAGAGGUGGCUAUGGUGGUGGUUACGGUGGUAGAGGCGGUUACGGUGGCGGUUAUGGUGGCAGAGGUGAUUAUGGUGGCAGAGGCGGCUACAGAGGUGGUAGAGGUGGCUAUGGUGGAAGAGGUGAUUAUGGUGGCAGAGGUGGUUACAGAGGUGGUAGAGGUGAUUACGGUGGUAGAGGUGGUUACAGAGGAGACUUUGGCGGUAGAGGUGGCAGAGGCGGUUACAGAGGCGGCAGAGGUGAUUACGGUGGUAGAGGUGGUUACGAUAACAGCUACAGAUCUUCCAGAGAUGACCGUGACUUUGGUGGCGAACGUGGUCAUUCACCAAGACAUGAGGGUUCCGCUCCUGAAGAACCAAGAGCCCCAGAGCAAAACUGGUGA
Molecule: messenger RNA, 942 nt
Organism: Saccharomycopsis crataegensis
Lineage: Eukaryota; Fungi; Ascomycota; Saccharomycetes; Ascoideales; Saccharomycopsidaceae
Gene: NPL3
Product: mRNA-binding protein NPL3
Exons: 1
Coding region: 1-942 (313 amino acids)
Cellular component (GO): cytoplasm; nucleus
Molecular function (GO): mRNA binding
Source: RefSeq, a predicted model, not a curated record